AUUUAAUUAAUUAAAAAUAAAAAUAAAAAGAAGAUCAAGUUAGUUAAAUAAUCAUAGAAAUGGAAACAUCCUCUUUCUUCUUGGCAAGAAUGAUUUGCGGCGGCUUCGAACUUGUAAGGUAGGGAGGGAGCAAAGAAUGGUGAAGCGGCGGAGGUAGAGAUCUAUCUUUGUUCUUCUCUUCCAUCUCCGGAGCUUCAAUCAUUAACAAAUUCGGGUUGAGAACAAUGGAAACCUUGGCAACUGAUCCUGGAUUCGUUGAUUCGGGUGUCUACCUCAGGCUUGGGCUUCUUGUAGAGGGCAAACGUUUGCGUCAUAAGCCACCCACACUUCUUUCACGUCUCGCUUCUUCUCUCGAGAGAUCUGUGCUGUUGCAUGACAAAUCUCCCCCACACUUCCAAGACUCUUCUUCUGCUGUAACCGUCUUUGACGGUAGAUCUCCCCCUGAGAUCACCAUUGCUGACUACUUGAUUCGCAUUUUCAACUACUCUCACUGCAGUCCUUCUUGCUUUGUCAUUGCCUACAUCUACAUUCAUCAGUUUCUCCACCUCACCCGAUCUCAUCUCACCCCUCUUAAUGUCCACCGCCUUCUCGUUACAACUGUCAUGUUAGCUGCCAAAGUCUUCGACGACAGGUACUACAACAACGCUUACUACGCCAGAGUGGGAGGUGUUAGCACCAGAGAGUUGAACAGAUUGGAGAUGAAGCUCUUGUUCGCCCUUGACUUCAAGCUUCAGGUUGAUCCUCACACCUUUCACACCCACUGUUGUCUCUUAGAGAAUCACAACAGCGACGACGGGUUCCAGAUCGAGUGGCCUAUUAAAGAAGCAUGCUGGGCCAACAAAGAGUCUUGGCGGAAGAGCACACCCGAGUCUGUCUGCUCUCAAACCACAGCACGCUGAUCAGGAAGGAAUGAAUUCAUGUGAUGUGGCGAAGUGUAUAAUAGCGUUUGUGUGUGUGUGUGUUUGGUUAGUGUGAUGAUCAUUCUUUUGCACAUUUUGAUUCUUGUGAGCAGCUAAUUCACAAACUUUUAUUUUUUUUUCUUAGUAUAAAGUUUCUAAAUUUCUCACAAGCUAGUGCUUUAAGAAUUUUAUUUAUAUCUUACAUAGUUUCCAUCGUUGCUCA
Molecule: messenger RNA, 1122 nt
Organism: Eruca vesicaria subsp. sativa (arugula)
Lineage: Eukaryota; Viridiplantae; Streptophyta; Magnoliopsida; Brassicales; Brassicaceae
Source: the annotation of a GenBank genome assembly